Messenger RNA from Eupeodes corollae, 1896 nucleotides. Its product is annotated as leucine carboxyl methyltransferase 1. The transcript is spliced from 4 exons. Gene Ontology annotation, cellular component: cytosol. Lineage: Eukaryota; Metazoa; Arthropoda; Insecta; Diptera; Syrphidae. The coding region runs from base 459 to 1445 and encodes 328 amino acids. Gene Ontology annotation, biological process: C-terminal protein methylation. Gene Ontology annotation, molecular function: protein C-terminal leucine carboxyl O-methyltransferase activity. The record is from RefSeq and is a predicted model, not a curated record.
AACAACAAAUAAUUUCAGUCAGCUGUCAAAAAUCUUCCUAAAAUCCUCGAAAGGAGAUGCAAAAAAGUUAUUGAAAGAAAAUUCAAAAAUUAAAGUAGAAACUAAUUAAAAUAUAAUAAAAUAAACAACAAUUAAGUUUUUGUAUUUUUAAUAAAGUGUUGUGUUGGUUAAAGUUGAAUUUUCAAUCCCAAAGAGACGGAGAACUUUUCAUUUAGUUAUUCGUCGUUGUAGUCGUUUCUCGCUUAGAGGAUUCUCUUGUGAUUUUAUUUUGUUGAAAGGUUUUUUCUCCCCAAAGAGGAGACAUCAAUUAUAAAAUUUUCAAGGUUGCACAAAAAUAAUAGCAGCCACUUGCACUUUUCACCCUUACCUCUUGCCCAGCACCUCUCACACCCACAUCCUUUGUAAUAAAAAAAGAAAACUUAAGAGAAGGAGGAAGAAGAAAAAAUCAAGAAAAAGAAAUGGAACCGCCAAGCACAUUCCAUCCCUGCGAUGAAGCUGUUAUUGCAACAAACGACGAUGCCAGUGAUUGCAAGAGAAGCGCUGUCCGACUGGGCUACUGGAAGGACGAUUACAUUGGGUUUUUCGUUCGCAAUCAGGAACGCAAAGCCCCGGAAAUCAAUCGGGGCUACUUUGCGCGGGUCAAGGGCGUUGAAAUGUGUGUAGAGAAGUUCCUCAAGAAAACAAACGGUAAUUGCCAGAUAAUCAAUCUUGGUUGUGGCUUCGACACAAUGUACUGGCGUCUGCGGGACACAGCGCAUCAGGUGAAGAAUUUCAUUGAACUGGACUUUCCCACUGUCACUGCCAAGAAAUGCUAUACCAUCAAGCGCAAUAAGGUGCUUCUCUCCAAGAUUCACGACGAAGAUGGCGAAGUCAAAUUGAGUCCGACAGAUUUGCAUGGACCAAGCUAUCAUCUAAUGGGUGUCGAUCUGAGAAAUGUUGACGAAGUCGAUCAUAAAUUGCAACAAGCCGAAAUUGAUUACACAUUGCCAACGAUUUUCCUUGCCGAAUGCGUUCUUGUGUACAUCGAAGCACAAAAUUGCAGAAAUUUGUUAAAAUGGAUUGCUAGUAAAUUUCAAACUGCUGUUCUCGUCAACUAUGAGCAGGUCAACAUGAAUGACAGAUUCAGCGAUGUUAUGGUGAGCAAUUUACGCGCUCGCGGUUGUAGUUUAGCCGGUGUUGAAUCAUGCCUCUCACUGGACACACAAACAUCACGAUUCAUAGAUUGUGGCUGGACUGGCAGCCGCGCAUGGGACAUGGUUCAAGUCUAUCAGAGUAUUACACCCAGUGAGAGACAUCGAAUCGAAAGAAUCGAAAUGUUAGACGAAGGUGAAUUAUUAUUGCAACUAUUUCAACAUUACUGCCUUGUGGUAGCAUGGAUUGGUGAACUUUUCCAGGACAUCGAAAUUACAGUUGAAAAACAAAUGUCUACAUUGAAUAUUGACUAAAGAGCAGUCUUUCGUUUACCAAUUAAAUAUUUUGAGACGGUCGUCAUUGUGUAAAGGACUUAAAUUUCUUCUUUAUUUUUAAAAUUUUUGUUUUUACAGGAACUUCCAAAUAAAUUAAAUAAAAUAAAACAUUAUUAAAUAAAAAUAUGUCAAAAGUGAGAGAAAAAGAAAGUUGUUGAGCAACGUUAUAGACGUUUUUUUUUAUAAUUUUAUUUGACUUGAUUUUUGCACAAUUCUUUUAUAUCUUAAAAAUAACUUGGGAUAUGUGUUCUUAUUUUUUUUAAUUUUCUUUAAAAGAAAAACCUUUAAAUGAAGAGAUAUUUAUAUGGAAAUUUUAUAUUUAAUUUCGAUUUAAUCUUAAUAUUAAAGUGAAUUGUGAAUAAUGUACGAAUAAAAAGACUUUGUUUUGUUUUGAACAUACACAUUAAAACUUAUUUUUGGUUUGCAAAAA